Solanum pennellii is the source of this 986-nucleotide messenger RNA. RefSeq names its product UBX domain-containing protein 1-like. The record is from RefSeq and is a predicted model, not a curated record. The coding region runs from base 28 to 780 and encodes 250 amino acids. NCBI's taxonomy places the organism in Eukaryota, Viridiplantae, Streptophyta, Magnoliopsida, Solanales, Solanaceae. The transcript is spliced from 6 exons.
UUUACAGAAGUAAAAACGGCAAGUGAGAUGGCGGCGACAAAUAUUUUAUUGCAGUGUGGCGAUUGCGGAACUCUGCUUGGAUCUGCUGCAGAAGCUCAGCAACACGCACAGGAGUUUUGUCACACCAACUACUACGAGUCCCAAGAAGCCAUUCGCUUUAUUGUUUGCUACACUUGCGGUUACAAAUGUUCCUGCGAAACCGAGAGCGUUAUACAUUCGAGAAAGUCUGGGCAUACUGAAUUUUAUGAUAGGACAGCAGAGGUGGCGGAAGAGGCAGCAAGAAGAAACAGAGCUAACAUUCGUCAGAUGCUGAGAGUAGCUAUUGAUCGUUUGGACGAGGCUGAUACUUCAGAGGCAGCAAGAAGGCAGCAGCAGCAGCAGCAGCAGCUUGGUUUGCCUUCGAGACCUGUUUUACAGGAAGGACAGAGUUCAUUGCCUCUAGCUGCAAAGGUCGAGCAGAUGGCUGAGUGCUUGCGGACUAUCCAGCAGAAUUCCAUGGAUGACGCGGCCAAAGUCAUGCAAGCUUUCAACUCAUUGCGUAUGUUUGUUAGGAAUAUUGCUACGAAUCCUGAUGAGGAGAAAUACCGCAAAAUUAGAAUCAGCAAUACUGCAUUCCAGGCGAGGGUUGGCCACCUACGAGGAGGUAUCGAGUUCCUUGAGGUCUGUGGAUUCGAAAGAACUACAGGGGGUGAACACUUGUACAUGCAGAGAGAAAAUGUGGACUUUGAUGUGCUUUAUUCUGCUGCAAAUGUGCUCAACAAUGCCAUUGGAAAUGCAUAAUAUAGAAGUUAAAUGUGGUGUUGUUUGUUUAGCAAAUCAAGGAGUUGGAAAACAUAUGCUCUUGUGGAAAACAAUUAUUUUGUGUUUUGACAUUUUGUUAUCAACAUAUAAUCUUGUUUUACUUUUAUGUGAUGUAAUUUGAUCGUUGAUACAUGUAUUGAAGAGUCUUAAACAUGUUAUGAGAUUUAUGAGUCGUACUUGUUAAA